This is a messenger RNA of Penicillium pulvis, 819 nucleotides long. Its product is annotated as high-affinity Cu transporter CTR3. Gene Ontology annotation, biological process: copper ion transmembrane transport. The transcript is spliced from 4 exons. The record is from RefSeq and is a predicted model, not a curated record. Bases 1 to 819 code for a protein of 272 amino acids. NCBI's taxonomy places the organism in Eukaryota, Fungi, Ascomycota, Eurotiomycetes, Eurotiales, Aspergillaceae. Gene Ontology annotation, molecular function: copper ion transmembrane transporter activity. Gene Ontology annotation, cellular component: membrane.
AUGGAGAAGACUAUGCUCACUGAGACAGGACCCAUGCCUACUGGGGGCCUUGGAGCCAUACCUACUGGUAUGCUUCCUGGUAUGCCCAAUAUUCCCGACAUGCAGAACAUGACCAGUAUGGGCAGCAUGGGGGAUAUGGACCUCACCUGCAAGAUCUCCAUGCUUUGGAACUGGUAUACUAUCGAUGCCUGCUUCCUCUCCAGCACCUGGCAUAUCCGCUCCAAAGGUGCAUUUGCCGGCGCUUGCAUCGGUGUCAUUCUUCUGGUGAUGGUUCUUGAGGCCCUCCGUCGUGCUGGCCGAGAGUAUGAAUCCUUCAUUCUGCGCCGAGCCCGUCUGCGCCACAUGUUCCUCUCUGUCUCGUCUUCUGGCAUACCAGCUCGUCGGGGCGUCAACCCAAAGUUUCAGUGGUUCACAGGCUCACAGGGUAAUCCAAACCCCCACGGUAUUGACGACGGUCCGUCUGGUGAAGAUCUUAUCACACCUGUCAAGACCAAUUCUUUGCGUCCCAAGACCUCAGACGUGAACAACGAAAUGAACCGUGAUGUUAUUUCAGGGGUCGAUGGCACCUCUCACAAAAUCGGCCGUGCCAAAUUUGGGCCUUACCGCCCAUCGCCUAUGGAACAACUUGUUCGAGCUUUGUUGCACAUGCUGCAGUUUGCCGUCGCGUACUUCAUUAUGCUGCUUGCUAUGUACUACAACGGAUACAUCAUCAUUUGUAUCUUUAUUGGCGCUUUCCUUGGGUCACUCGUCUUCUCUUGGGAGCCUGUGUCGCUGAGCAAGGAAAACGAUGCCACUACGGUCACCAAGUGCUGUGGUUAG